AAGCAAAGUUUGACAUGGACCAGGCAUUGGAGGCUCUAGCCUGGAUAGAGGCAGUGACAGGGAGACCCCUGUUGGAGAAUGGGAUGUCUUACAAGGACCAGUUUGAGGUGAUGCAGGUGUUGAAAGAUGGAGAGGCAUUAUGCGAGCUGGUAAAUGCAAUUGCACCAGGAAUUGUCAAGAAAAUCAACAGGAGUAAGCUGGCAUUCAAACAGAUGGAAAAUAUAGAACUAUUCCUCACAGCUUGCAAACAGCUUGGUAUGAAGGAUGUAGAUGUUUUUCAAACACAAGAUUUAUAUGAGGGCAAAAACAUGUAUAUUGUAAUAAACUGCAUUCACAUAUUAGGAUCAUUGGCACAGAAGCAUGAUUUCCAGGGUCCAGUCAUUGGAGUAAAAUUAGCAGAUAUGAAUAAGAGAAACUUUGGGGAAGAAAAAUUAAAAGCUGGACAACAUGUUAUUGGACUGCAAAUGGGAACAAACAAAGGAGCUUCCCAAGCUGGGAUGACAGCAUAUGGGAUGACAAGGCACAUGUGACACUAGAAAUGUAGGGCAAAAAAUAUAUAUACUGAGACAGUGCAUUUUGUGACUGGGACAGGUCAUUUUGUAAGGAGUUGCAUGCCUGUUUUAGCUGUAGGACUGAAGACCAAGGGGAGCAGAGGAGAAAAUAUUAGAUUUAUUUCAAUGGAUAUUUAUAUUUUAUUGUAGUGAAUGCAACUGUUACCUCAAACAGGGUGCUUCAGGAUAGAGAGUUUUUUAUUUAGCAUCUUUAAGUUGCAAACACAGGUGUGCAUUUUACUCAACACCUGAGCAUUUUUAUUAAGAAAAUAAAUUUGAAAGAUGAGGCUGAAGCAGAAGGGCAAUAUGUUAGUUGACCAUGCACAGCUGUCAAGGUACGGCCUUGUCCUCUGGUAUAAAUGCAGACAAGUCAUGAAUACAGAAGUGAGUUGACUCUUUACUUAUACUCACAUAUGCUCUUCUACUUAAAGCAGUCAGUAGUUUUUGAUUGCAUAUAUUGCUCUUAUUCAUGUUUUACACAGUAUCAGUGGUCACAAUAUUACUUGGAUUCCUUAGUCAAGCAUAAAGCUUUCAUGUAAUUCACGUAAUAUAAAAAUAACUUUUUUUCAUGACCAGUUUCCAUUAAGAGGUUAAAGCUGGUGCAUAAAGGGCUAAGUCAAGUUAUUAGUAGAACAAGGUCACAUGCAGUUAUUAUUAUCCUCAUUGUUAUUUGAUAACAACAACAAUUAACACCAUAUUUUAGUAAUGUGUUUUCUGCUACUAAGCCAAACAUGUUGCUAAGGAUUUCACCUUCUAUAAAUGAACCAUGAAUUGGUAACUUUUAAUUUAAUUUAGUUAAGAUCUGUAUUGCCUUUUAGACUUAAGCAUUUACCAUUUACAUAUUGUAAAGAAAAAUAUUUAUUAGUAGUUUGAGUUAACAUCUCUCAUAAAGAAUAGUGCAUGUUAUUGUUAUUAAUGUAACUGAAGAUUAUUACAUUUUAAGUCUUACCCCAAACUACUGUUGUAAUUAAAAACUUGCAAGUAUUGUUGUAGCAGGUUAAGUUGCAUUGCUCUCAAUUAUGCUAAGAUACAGUAUAAAAUGGUGAACAAAUGAAUUUUUUUGUAUUAGUACAAAGUGACAGCAUUUGAACAUAAAAAAGCCUUCUAUAUUUGAAAGUGAAAUCCCAGGUUUUUACAGUCAUAGAAAACAUUUAUGAUAUUAUCAUCCAGCAUCAUUCCAGUAUUAUUUUAUUGAUCAUUCAUUUUUACAAACUGUAGCAUAUAACGAAGUUUUGUGUUUUGUUGUAUUGAUCAUAGAGAAAUGUAGUUGCAUGAUAAUCACUUUAUAGAUUUCAUCAUGAAUUUGUAGAUUAAAAAAAAUUAAAAACUAGGUUGGUUGAAAUCCGAUUUAGGUCUUGCAGGUUUAAAAAAUGUUCUAGUCCAAAAUCUUGUUUUUCUGGUUAUCAUAUGUAAAUCAAAGAGAAGGAAAACAUUUUUGACCUGCUUCCUCCAGGAUCAGAAAUCGACACUAAUUCGAUUUUAAUACUUAUGUUCAUAGGUGCAUUGAUAAGUAUUCUUUGACUUUCGUAGUCAACUCAAAACAUAAAAAUGUUAUAGGUGAGAUUCACUUGAACAUGUUGCUCAUAUCUUGUUCCCAAUUUGAUUAUUUUCAUAAGGAUUGUAUAUGCAAACAUAUCACUGCCAGACUUAACUGGCAUACUCUCCAUAACAGUAUUGCACUCAGAUCUUCAUUCACUUGCAGUUCAAAUAAAGGACAGGGUAAUAUCA
Molecule: messenger RNA, 2279 nt
Organism: Lingula anatina
Lineage: Eukaryota; Metazoa; Brachiopoda; Lingulata; Lingulida; Lingulidae
Product: myophilin-like
Biological process (GO): actin filament organization
Cellular component (GO): actin cytoskeleton
Molecular function (GO): actin filament binding
Source: RefSeq, a predicted model, not a curated record